CCGGGCUCUCGGCGGGGGCGCGCGGCGGUGGGAGGCGGGGCCGCUCCUAGGGCGGCCAGGCCGCCGCCCCGGGGCCAGCUGCUGAGGGCGGCCUGCGGCGCCAUGUGAGCGGAGCGUGUGGGGCCGGGGCGGGAGAGCGGCGGCGCUCGCUGAAGGCUGACUGGAAACAGCGUUUGGGCGGGAGCCGCGAGAGCGGCGGCCGACGGGGAACGUCUCGCUACGGCUGUGGGGAGCCCUCCGCACUCCGAAACCGCGAGGCUGAGACCGAGGCACAGGCUAACAGUUAAAUCAUCAGAACUCCUGCAUAUGGCAAACUACAGAUGGAAUAAUUAAUUACCCCGUGGCUGCUUUUGUACGGGCACCAACAUUCUUGAUGGCUAAAGAAACUUAAAUAACGGUAGGAAAAAAUACAGACGUGACAACAUCAUGAAUUGGGUAAAAUACUAACAAUUUUGAUGACGGGUGCGAGCAGUUGGAGGGAAAUGGCAAGUUUUAAACAGCAUAUAAUAUGGUCAAAACUGAAUUGCGUUUCAUGAAACAAAAAAGAAAUGCCUGUAUUGAAGAGCCAUGUCCCAUGACUGUUGGUUUUAAAGUCCAGGUUAAAACCAGAAAGGUUUGAGUUUCUUGGAGAACCAAAUGGAUAAAGGCUUUAUGUUGUUGAUCAAUUUAACUAUGUGCUGCUGCUUUCUGUCUGCGAUACCUAUAUGACUCCCAUUAAUACAGUCUCCAAGAGCCUCAUAGACUGAUACAAUAAUCUUCACAAUACUUUUGUAUUAAAAGUGAUAUUAAAAUCAUAAUUAUUGUAAAUUUAGAAGUGCUGUAAUUAAAUGACAAAUUAUUACCCCUUUGUUGCUCUCAAAUGUGUAAUUCAUUACAGUAAUUUGAAUUAGACAUUUUAAAAAAAUAUUUGAUGUUUAAAAAAUGCAUUUGAUACAAAUCAUGACCGUGAAAGAAAUUAAUGUGAGUUGUUUCUCCUUCUUUAUUUUCUGCUAUAGCGAAAAGCUCAUCUAGUGCAUGUUGAAUUAUCUAAUACUUUAAAUAAGUACAUGUGAUGCAUACAUGAGUAUUAAAACGUAGUGUCAGAGUGAAUAAACUGACCACUGCCCUGUUUUGGGGGAAAAAUAGCUACAAUGUAUCAAUAGAAAAUAAGAGCCAAUAUAAACGCUCAACUGUGCAUUUUUUGCAUUCUGACAUGAUCAGUCCAUUCAGCUUACUCAUCUUCCAAACUUGGUGAUAUCACUGCUUAAAUGAUUUGCUCACAAUCAUGAAGCGCAGUCAGGUGUAAAGACCUGAGUCUUUCAAUGCUUAUGUAGCAGUCCUAACCAGCAGGCAGUCACCUUCCUUCCCAUGUAAUAAAGAUUGUGUGCUUAGACAGCUUGUGUAAUGGGAUAAAAGGACUUCUUUUGUUCUUCUUGUAGUUAUGUUUGUUCCCAGUGGAGUACUAAAAUUGGAAAAUUAUUUGCAAUGGCACUGCCUGACUCAGAAGUCCGGAGAUCUGCUAUAUGAACAUGAAGCCCCCGUUCUAAUUACGCAAAGGAAUCGCUUGGCAUAGAGUUUAGAUGAUUUUGCAUGACAAUUGUCAUUUUUAUGCCAGCUGUAUUGUGUUUUCAGUAGUGUUAUUACUCCGUGGUGAACAAACCAGCAAAAUAAUACAGUGGGAAACAUUCGACUAGCUACUCCUCACGGUAGAAACUGGGUUACUUAACACAUUUCAUAGACUAUGCUAAGAUGUCUACCCUAAAAAAGGGUGCCCCUAAAAGUAGAAGCAGGCAUCUUUUGUAAGGCCGCAGACUCUGGUAUCUCCAACGUGGCAUGCAAUUCUGACCACCCCAUCCGGACAGCCUGGGCGAGCGCCUCAAAUCGGGGAGAAGGGGGACGUGCAGCAGCCUCCACGUGUGCGGAGCCAGGGCUGGUAGCUCUGCUGAGCAGUCGGAGCUGAUGAAGGCGCGGGGGGGGAGGCAUGAGCGGGAGCGGGCGUCCCUCGCCUUGUCCGGCACGGCGGCAGCCGGGGCUCACCGAAGCUCCCUGCGCGGCCGUGCCCCGCGGCGCCCCCUGCCGGGCCGCGGCGGAUAACGCGUGCUGUCGGGGAGCGGGGGGGGCGGGGCUCCCCUUCCGGCAGCCUCAGCUGGUUGGGCGCUGCUGGGCGCGCUCCCGGACUUGUCUGGAGCCCGGGCAGGCUGCUGUCCCAAUGGAAGCUGAGCGGAGCGUGCCGUUCCUCUGGCGUUCUCAUCCGCACAGCCUCUCCUCGGCCUAUCAGGUGCGGCUGUUAGUGGGUCACCCAGUCAGAGUGCUCGCUUCUAAACCCCGCCCGUGAGGUUAGGGGGAGUUUCUCGCGCUGCCAAUCCGCGCGCUGGGGGCCGGGGCUUGUGACAGCAAGGACGCGGGCGCGAGGGGCUGGGACUUGUGAGGCAGCGCGCGCGGAGGGGAGGCCUCGCUCCGGCUCCCGCUGCAGGACGGCCCUGUCGUGUGGCCCGCUCCGCCGCAGACAUGAUCCACAGCCUGUUCCUGAUCAACGCCUCGGGGGACAUCUUCCUGGAGAAGCACUGGAAGAGCGUCGUCAGCCGCUCCGUCUGUGACUACUUCUUCGAGGCGCAGGAGAGGGCCUCGGAGGCGGAGAACGUGCCGCCGGUGAUCCCCACGCCGCACCACUACCUUCUCAGCGUCUACCGACACAAGAUUUUCUUCGUGGCCGUUAUCCAGAGCGAGGUGCCGCCUCUCUUCGUCAUCGAGUUCCUGCACCGCGUCGUCGAUACCUUCCAGGAUUAUUUUGGUGUCUGUUCAGAGGUGAUGAUCAAGGACAAUGUUGUGGUGGUUUAUGAGGUGCUGGAGGAGAUGCUGGACAAUGGCUUUCCGUUGGCAACAGAGUCUAAUAUUCUUAAGGAACUGAUAAAACCUCCCACUAUCCUCCGAACAGUUGUCAACACUAUAACAGGAAGCACUAAUGUGGGUGACCAGCUUCCUACUGGACAGCUAUCAGUGGUGCCUUGGAGACGUACUGGUGUAAAAUAUACCAACAAUGAGGCGUAUUUUGAUGUGAUUGAGGAGAUAGAUGCAAUCAUUGACAAAUCGGGUUCAACGAUUACUGCUGAAAUCCAAGGGGUGGUUGAUGCUUGUGUCAAGCUGACUGGAAUGCCGGACCUUACCCUCUCCUUUAUGAACCCUCGGUUAUUGGAUGACGUCAGCUUUCAUCCAUGUGUGCGUUUUAAGCGCUGGGAGUCAGAGAGAAUACUCUCAUUCAUUCCACCUGAUGGAAAUUUUCGCUUGCUUUCCUACCAUGUCAGUGCUCAGAAUCUUGUGGCAAUUCCUGUCUACGUUAAACACAACAUCAGUUUCCGUGAUAGCAGCUCACUGGGACGUUUUGAGAUCACAGUGGGACCAAAGCAGACUAUGGGGAAGACUGUAGAGGGAGUGAUGGUCACUAGCCAGAUGCCAAAAGGUGUCUUAAAUAUGACCCUCACACCCUCUCAGGGAACACACAUCUUCGAUCCAGUUACAAAGUUGCUGUCAUGGGAUGUGGGGAAAAUAAACCCCCAGAAGUUGCCAAGCCUGAAGGGGAGUGUGAGCCUGCAAGCUGGGACAUCAAAACCAGAUGAAAACCCCACCAUUAACCUGCAGUUUAAAAUUCAGCAGCUGGCUAUAUCUGGACUGAAGGUGAAUCGCUUGGACAUGUAUGGGGAGAAGUACAAGCCCUUCAAGGGGAUAAAAUACAUGACUAAGGCUGGCAAGUUCCAAGUCCGAACCUAGAGGAUCCCGAUAAUGAGGAAGAGCACUUUCCUGUUUCUCCUGUUCCUGGCUGUUGGUUGCAGCCUCUUAUCCCAUCCAUCUGUUUCGGGUUGCUCCCUUGCCUGUAGUAGCAUGAGCAGGAGAGCCAGGGCUUAGGGUGCUGGAGAGCAGGGAAAAGUAAGGUUCACCUGAAACCAUCUCAUCCCUAGCCGAAUCUGAAGUAUUUGGAACAAUGGCAGAUGGGGGAGGUGUUCAGGUCCCUUGGGAUUAGUGAGUCAGCUAUGUAAGCUUGUAUCACCUUCAUUUUGCUGUCUUGAAGGAAAUUCUAGGGGUUUAUUGCCUUUUGUAACUCCUCUUCCUUAUAUUUUGGUUGGCUUUUAUCCCUGCGUAGAUGAUACAAAGUCUAAUUUCCACAAACCAACUCCAGUGUGAUGGUCCGGCACCUACCCUUCUCCAUCACUGGGCAUUAGGGUGGAAAGCUGUAUAAUUCUUGGCAGCAGAGAGAUCAUCUAGUCAUUCUGCCUCAAAAGGACUAGAAGAAGUGGAAAGGUAGACUGUCCUACCCAGGAUGGGAUGUUAAGAAGCCUGAGAUUGGGGAUGGUGCCACAAAAGGAGGAAGGGAAGAAGUGGAUGCUUUUUUUUCUAGAUAUUCAUAAGCCAUCUUGGUCAUCAGGUAUCUUGAAUCUCUGUAAUAGGCUGGAAACCCAUCCAAAUCUUAGUAUGGUACCCUACGAAGGGCUGACUGUAGCUCUUAUAACUGAUGGGUGGUGACAUCUGAACGUUAUUCUACUUCUCUUCUUGUUUUGUCAGUAUUCGAAGGUAGGGAUUCUCCUAGCUUCUUUGGGGAGUCAGGGAAGAGACAGAGGGGCAUGAGAAUUUUUGUGGAGACAUAACACUCUGAUGGAAAUAGAAGCUGUGGCUAAAUGAAGAUGAUCACUACCCUAGUAACUUGUUGGAACUUCUUUUUGUCUCUGCCUGCCUAUUAUAAAUGAAGGUGAUACUGCUGUUCUCCUGCUCACUGAUGUCUUUGAGAUAAUUGUGUCCUGGUACCUUUGUAGUGUUUCUGGCUAUCCUACCUCAUUCCAGUUCUGUACCAAUCAGCUGCUGUGCAGGUGGAUUCAAGCCUACGCUGGAUUUUCCACUGGGACCAUCUCUUCUGCAGGAGCUGUUGCUGCAUCUGCCCAUUCCAGUCUGUGCUGCAUCUCUCUGUACAGCAUAAAUAUGAAAUGAGAGGCAUCUGCAGUUUGGUGUUGUCUGUAAUGUCCUCUUUGGCCACUAGAUGCCAAUGUGUUUUCUCUGUGGUAGCAGAAGUUGUCCCUAAGCUGCUGUACAUGUGACUGCAGCAUCUGUCAGGUGGCUGUGGAGUCCAGCAUGUACAGUUCAUGCUUGUGAACAGAAUCAAGUUGACCCUAAAUGAAGGAUAACAUACAUUCUGUUUUGCAUGUGAUGGAUACUUGCAGUGGAUGAGUGGCAUCUUGUUUGUGGAACUGCAAGUUCCAGUGCAACCGAUGAAUGUCAUAGCAGGUGGUCUUACUGCUGAGCAUGUUCAGUGGAAAUAUAACCUUCAGCAAGGGCAUCAAUAAAAUUAAUUUUUACAUGU
Grus americana (Whooping crane) is the source of this 5323-nucleotide messenger RNA. RefSeq names its product adaptor related protein complex 3 subunit mu 2 (gene AP3M2). Bases 2488 to 3744 code for a protein of 418 amino acids. Gene Ontology annotation, cellular component: cytoplasmic vesicle; clathrin adaptor complex. The record is from RefSeq and is a predicted model, not a curated record. NCBI's taxonomy places the organism in Eukaryota, Metazoa, Chordata, Aves, Gruiformes, Gruidae. The transcript is spliced from 10 exons. Gene Ontology annotation, biological process: endocytosis; intracellular protein transport.